Messenger RNA from Rotaria sordida, 318 nucleotides. Lineage: Eukaryota; Metazoa; Rotifera; Eurotatoria; Philodinida; Philodinidae. The record is from the annotation of a GenBank genome assembly.
AUGACAAAUAUAAAAUCAUCAUUUGUACGGCGUACAUCAUUGUGUCCACCUCAUGAACGUAGUGAUUUACCAAAUGCUUCAAUGGUUGAUGGUUCAAGCGUACCAAAAAGUAUUACUCAACAUCCUCGACAACGUGAUCAAGAAACUGCAACUGUACAAGAUCAGCAAAAUCAAUUAGCACAACAACGUCUUUCAUUGAUUAAUGCUGUUCAAAUAGUAAAAAAUUGGCAUAAAAAAACUCCAAUGGAUAAUCCAACAAAUGAAAUACAUCAGUCUGAUAUAAAUGUACAUAGAAUAAAUAAUUUAAUAAAAAAAUAA